Leptinotarsa decemlineata (Colorado potato beetle) is the source of this 2706-nucleotide messenger RNA. RefSeq lists its product as uncharacterized. The record is from RefSeq and is a predicted model, not a curated record. Lineage: Eukaryota; Metazoa; Arthropoda; Insecta; Coleoptera; Chrysomelidae.
AUGAAGUCUUCAGAAUUCAAAAAUGAUGAUUGUGUGAAAACUCUUGAAGAGAAUCUGUCCAAACAAAAAGCAGAUAUUAGAAAAGCUUUGCCUGGAGAACGUUUGGAAGACGUCCUCACCUCCGCAUUGCAAUGUCCAGUUUGCUUGACGAGAAUUAUCCCACCAAUACCAGAAUGUACCAACGGUCAUCAGAUUUGUUUUCGAUGUUGCUCGAGAGUAAAGAAUUGUCCUGUGUGUAGAGGCCAAAAUGUAGCACAGGAGAACAGCAAAAUACAAAUACCGCAAAAUAGUCAAAAAGUGUGUUGUUUGAUUGUCACCACCCUGGCGGUAGAUGAACAUCGUCCAAAAAGAAAAGAUGACCGUGGAAAGAGAAACCUCGAAUAUCAGGUUUCUCACCACUACUCGGCGUUACCUUCGUACAGGCUGGAACGGAGGAUAUCCACAGGUUCCCAGUACCAAAUUCCAUCACAGUAUUUUCCCAGACCAUAUCGUAAAGGUAGACCAAAUUCUUAUCCUGUUCCUUAUUAUGCGGUGCAAAUGGAACCACUUUUCCAUUACUCACAAAGAGAUCCCUUGUAUGAUACUAACAUUUUGUCCCUAGAUACACACAACGAUGACCCACUAACCGAAAACAACCAAGUUCAAGACAACGUUGAUCGCUACGGAUACCACAAGCCUCGCAUCAUCGAAAGGCCAGUUUAUAUCAAGGAGCCGGAACCCAUAAUCGAAAUUAUCAUCAAAGAAUCGAACGUUAGUCUGCCAGCUCCCCCUCCACCACCUCCACCUCCAAAAAAGAAGAAAGAAGAAGUACAGGUAUUUUACGUCAAGUAUGAGAAAAAUCCUCAUGGUACUGGAAAAAAUAGUAUUAUAUACGACAAACCAGUUCCCGCAAUUUCUCCAAAGCUUCCUGACCGUGAAGAAGAGGAACACGCAGAAGAAGCUUCUUAUAAUUAUCAUUCGGAAUCUGCAACAGUAGUUCCCCCUCCAAGUACCACUUUGAGAACAGUUAUUAGACCUGACUCUGAAACAUACCAUAGCCCAAGUGGAGUUAAAGUGACUUUUGGUAAAGAAGGGUUUGACUACGACAAGAGAUCUCCCAAGCCUGAAGACUUCCAACCUCCUCCGUCAUCUCAGCUUCCUCAAGGAAGACAACUCUCUUCUUUUUCCAAUACUUACUUCAAAAGACCAGCGACGUCUCAAAAUUAUCAGACGCUUCCUCCUGGAUUUAGAUCUGAUGUCAGACCACCUCAGUCAUAUAGACCAUUCACAUUUUCUUCUCCAUCUAACUUUAAAACUUUUGGACGUCAAUCUGCACCAUCUCAAUAUCAGCAACAAGCUCAACAACCCCCAAAAUACUCCUUCCAAUCUCCUCCUUUUCCAAAACCCAAUCAGCAAUUCAACAGUUUCUCUUCGCAGUCACCGCACUUUUCACAUACUAUCUCACAUCCUCCUCCGCCACGUUUCCAGAGUCCCAGACCUACAGCACCACAAGGACGACAGCCUGUCCCCUACAAACCAUUUGAGAAUUUGAGGCCACAACAGACGUUUUCACAACCAGCAGUUGAUAAUUUGAAGCAUCAACAAACAUUUUCACAACCAGCAGUUGACAAUUUGAGGAAUCAACAGACGUUCUCACAACCCCCAGUCGACACACUGAGGUCACAACAGACAUUUUCACAACCCCCUCCUGUUAGCUCACCGCUUACUCAGCAUCAUAUCCACAGACCUGAAGCACAUUUUCCCGUACACCAACAGCUCCCUUUGACCGAACAGACGCACACGUUCAACAAGCCAAGAUUCAGUCAACCAAUUGAAUCACAAUUUAAUAAUGUAGAGUUGCCACAUAAACCUGUUCUACAACACUCAACACAAUACAAUCCUCCACAAGCUUUACAACAAUUACCGAACCAACAACUCCACCAGAACUUCUUGAAACAGCAGACGUCAAAUCACCAGCAAAACGUUCUGCAACAAAACUUGCAACAACAGCUUCAAGGAAAUUUCAACCAACAAAAUCAAAAUUACCAACAUCAGCAAACACUCUACCAUAAUCAACAAUACCUUCCUCUUAAAGUAAAUGGUACCCAAUUCCCUAUCCCAGAUGUACCGGAGCUCAAAGGAAAGAAAAUAUCCAGCGUGGUCGUACUUGCCCCAGUAACCUACGACUUUUCUUCUGACCGAAAAACUAGACAAACAACUAGAGAGCUGUCACAAAAAUCAACUGAUAUUCAACUGAUCGAAGGGAUUGCUCUAAAGGAUUUGUUGGCAAAUCCCACACAGGAGAAUUACAAGAAAUUUUUAGAAAGCGAAAGGAAUUCCAAGAGUGACAAACAGUCAGUAAUACUGCUAGUUACAGAUCCUUCUGAAGGCAACAUCAAAGAAAGGGAAAUAUUCAUGUACGAUGUAGUUAGUCAAAAUGUCACCAAACUGAGUGGAGAACUAUCUUCUGCAUUUGUUGAAGCAGCUGAAGCCAAUUCUGAAGAUAAUGUUGAAGAAACUGCCGCUUCGAAUGUUAUCGAAACACGAGUUUCUUUCACAGGAAAAGUUGACAGACAAGGUUAUCUCGAAGAGGAUUUAGAAGAUUCCGCGAGUGAAAUUGAAGAAUCAAAGAUUCCCGUAAUUGACCCAUUACAAGACGAAGUCAUGGAAACCGAGUCUUCGGAAAACUUAGAACGUNCAUUUCCAUUUCUAUUUUCAAUCUUUUGA